Branchiostoma belcheri (Belcher's lancelet) is the source of this 1426-nucleotide messenger RNA. Its product is annotated as coadhesin-like. The transcript is spliced from 8 exons. Lineage: Eukaryota; Metazoa; Chordata; Leptocardii; Amphioxiformes; Branchiostomatidae. The record is from RefSeq and is a predicted model, not a curated record. Bases 60 to 1208 code for a protein of 382 amino acids.
UUCCGCGCGGAUCCGUAGUUCCGUUUCUUCGUCUGAAAGUUUGUCACUGUACUUCAGACAUGGCUCGGGCAAAGGUCUGUCUUCGAGUCGUUUUUCUCGCGGUCCUUUUGGCGCUGCUCCUCGCAGAAGGGGACGGUAUUUUCCGCCGCCGUCGCCGCAGACAUUGCUCGUGCGACUGGAGUGCUUGGGGGUCGUAUUCUACAUGUUCUGAAGCGUGCGGAGGGGGAACUCAGCAUCGAACGAGAACUCGGAACUCUUGCUGUGGAUAUCCAAGCCAGGAGACCCAGUCGAGCACCUGCAACACCCACAGCUGCUGCAGCUGCACCUGGCGUCCUUGGAGCACCUGGAGCAGCUGUUCGCGCACAUGUGGCGGAGGAACGAUGACUCGAACCCGACAUCGUGACUCCUGCUGUUCUCCCAGCUCUGACAGUGAGACCAUGUCCUGUAACACACAGCCGUGCUGCUCCUGUGAGUGGGGGAACUGGUACCCAUGGAGAGUCUGCUCAAAGACCUGUGGAGAAGGAACGAUGACCCGAAGCAGACAUCGUGACUCCUGCUGUUCUCCCAGCUCUGACAGUGAGACCAUGUCCUGUAACACCCAGCCGUGCUGCCGGUGUGAGUGGAGGGACUGGUCCCAUUGGAGUGCCUGUUCACGGACUUGUGGAGAAGGCCGGCAGACCCGCACCAGGUACCGGGAGCACUGCUGCAACCCAAGUCACCAGGACGACUCCCGGCCGUGUUACAAUCAGCGUAACUGCGAGGAGAAAAGAGGUGUUCCGGGGGCGACCAGUUUGAGCAAGGGGUUGGUGACUCCGGUCGCCGCGGUCCUGGGGGUGUUCGGGAUUGUUGUUACUGGGUUCCUGGUCUUGCGCCGGUACUACUGCCCCAGAAACCCGAACACAGCGGGAAUUCCGUUCGGUUGUACUUCAGACAUGGCGUCGGGAAAUGUUCGUCUUCGAGCCUUUCUCCUUGUUGUGGUGUUUUUGGCGCUGCUUUACACAGAGGGGGAGGGGCGGUCACAGGAUCUUGGCAAAGGGUUCGAGGUUUAUGAGCCUGGGCAUGGUGUUCCUGGGCUGACGUCUCUGGGCACACACGGGGUUCUGAUCGUCCUGGGCGCGUUACUCGGAAUCGCUAUUGCUGGGGCCAUGGCCUGGUAUUGCUGGGCCAAGUGCAGAGUCCAGAAUAGGAUGUAUAGUCUUAUCCUCUGAGUCUUGUCUAUAAGAGGGAAAAUCUAGAAGACCCGAAACGACAUGCACACUACUGUAAAGGGUCGCAGUCCUCAGGACAAUGCAAUUUCAGGGCAGCAAAACCAAAAAUAGAAUAUUCUGGAUAAGAAAAUCUGUGUGAUAUAGACAUUUACUGCCAUAUCUUAGCACAUUUUUGCAAUCAUUUCAUACCUGAAGCAUUUGAAAUAGCCCCAAAACAA